Molecule: messenger RNA, 1177 nt
Organism: Arabidopsis arenosa
Lineage: Eukaryota; Viridiplantae; Streptophyta; Magnoliopsida; Brassicales; Brassicaceae
Source: the annotation of a GenBank genome assembly
UUCUUUUAAACUCUCUCUCUCUCUCUCGAAAGUAGAAACCCUAGCAUUUGUGAUCUUCAACGGGAAAAAUGACGACGACUCCGUCCGCCGGUCGUGAGCUCUCGAAUCCGCCGUCCGACGGCAUUUCCAAUCUCCGAUUUUCCAAUAACAGUGAUCAUCUCCUUGUUUCUUCAUGGGAUAAGCGUGUGAGAUUGUAUGAUGUGAGCACCAAUUCGUUGAAAGGGGAGUUCUUACAUGGCGGAGCAGUACUCGAUUGCUGUUUUCACGAUGAUUUCUCCGGCUUCAGUGUUGGCGCCGAUUACAAAGUCAGAAGGAUUGUAUUCAAUGUCGGCAAAGAGGACAUUUUGGGGACACAUGACAAACCAGUGCGAUGUGUUGAGUAUUCUUAUGCUGCAGGACAAGUGAUCACUGGAUCUUGGGAUAAAACAGUUAAAUGUUGGGAUCCAAGAGGCGCAAGUGGGCCUGAACGCACCCAGGUGGGAACAUAUUUGCAGCCAGAGCGCGUUUACUCUAUGUCUCUUGUUGGACAUCGUUUGGUAGUGGCAACUGCAGGAAGGCAUGUAAACAUCUAUGAUCUCAGAAAUAUGUCUCAGCCUGAGCAAAGAAGGGAGUCUUCACUGAAAUACCAGACGAGAUGUGUGCGUUGUUAUCCUAAUGGAACAGGAUAUGCUCUUAGCUCUGUUGAAGGAAGGGUUGCAAUGGAGUUUUUUGAUCUAUCAGAGGCUGCUCAAGCUAAAAAAUAUGCUUUCAAAUGUCAUCGGAAAUCAGAGGCCGGAAGGGACAUUGUUUACCCUGUAAAUUCCAUCGCCUUCCAUCCAAUUUAUGGCACCUUUGCAACUGGAGGUUGUGAUGGUUUCGUUAACAUUUGGGAUGGUAACAACAAGAAGAGGCUAUAUCAGUACUCAAAGUAUCCAACAAGUAUCUCGGCACUGUCAUUCAGUCGAGAUGGUCAGCUACUGGCUGUUGCUUCAAGUUACACAUUUGAAGAGGGGGAGAAAUCGCAAGAACCGGAGGCCAUCUUUGUAAGAAGCGUGAACGAAAUCGAAGUGAAACCAAAACCCAAAGUAUACCCGAAUCCUGCGGCGUAGAAAGGAAGAAACACAAGUGAUUUCCUAUGUUGGUUGUUUUUGUAUUUGCUAGGAGUUUCCUAAAGAUUGAAUCAAUUGAUCAACGUAUG